AUGUGGAUCUUUUGGAGCAAAGCAGUGAGGAAAGGAAAGGAUAAUAUGAAACGAAUAUGCCUAAAUUGUCCAAUAAAUUAUACUCAGCGUCUACACGGCACAUUCUUAUCCCCGCAGGUUCAAGUUUCCUCCGACUCCGAUGCUGAUGUCUGUCAUUGUUCCCCAUCCCCUCUCUAUGCAAUGCUGACUGAACCAACAGAAGGCACAUGGAUUCUCUCCUCUCUCUAACACCCAAACUCCGACCCUUCAGCUGCACCCCUCUCUCUCCCUCCCUCUUCCACGCGCCACCUUCUUCAGUUCAAAUUCAAAGAGUCAGCGCAGUGCAGAGCAGAGGCUUGCGCGUGGCGCUGCUCAGCGUGACCGCCAACGCCAAGCUUCGGAUCAGUCCCUUCGUGGCCUCGUUGGCUUCGAACCCCACCUUCGUUUCGGGCUUGGUGGCGUGGGUCAUAGCGCAGUCCAUUAAGGUCUUCCUCAACUUUUUCUUUGAGAGGAAAUGGGAUUUCAGGCUUUUGUUUGCUUCCGGUGGAAUGCCCUCCUCGCACUCCGCCCUCUGCACCGCCCUCACCACCUCCGUCGCCAUCUGCCACGGUGUCGCCGAUUCUCUCUUUCCGGUAUGUCUUGGCUUCAGCCUUAUUGUCAUGUAUGAUGCCAUUGGCGUUAGGAGACAUGCUGGCAUGCAAGCUCAGCUUGAUUGUGCCAAGAGGAAGCCAAACAUUUUGGCACAUUGCUCAACGCAUGUUUGGUCCUCGGAAGUGAUUUGGGGAGGACCAAAUAAAUAUCCAAACAGAUACUUAUUGGAUUCAAGUGUAAGUAAUGUUCGCAACGAAAACAUUAUCCUUGAAUGUACCUUUAUUUUUUUGGAUGUGGAACCUUUAAUUUUUAGUGCUGCAAGAAAUGACCUAUUGAUUUGCAAAUAUUUGGUUUUCUGCCGUGUUGGACUCUUGAUGGCUGUUAAUAUGAGAUUUUAGAGGAUGUUGUAAGCCCAAAGCUAAGCUUAGAUUGCCAGAAACUAGCUAGGUUUUGUUAUGCCACCAAAAAUAGUUGUUUCUCUUUCUCCAUUAAUAUUUUGCUCUUCCAAGUUGUACUCUACUUAUUUUGACUUUUGAAGUAUUACUUGAAUUGGAAACAGGCAGAAAGUAUGGUGUCAUGUUGAUAUUUAUGUCCAAAUGUCCUCUAAUGUACUACUUCUAAGUCAUCAGUUAGGUUUGAAUAUCUCGACCUUUUGUUAGUUUGUAAAUCAUAUCACAUAUACAUCGUAUAUUAUCAUUUGCAUUCCAUAUUUAUUCGAUGACAAUCAAAUAUUGAAAAUUUAAAGCAUUCCUUGUCGAUGUUUACCGAAAAUGUCAAAGAUCUAGAAACUAUCACUCGUAGACUUUUGAGCCAGCAUACUCAAAUGUUUCUUUAUUGCUAUUGUU
This is a messenger RNA of Cajanus cajan (pigeon pea), 1415 nucleotides long. The record is from RefSeq and is a predicted model, not a curated record. NCBI's taxonomy places the organism in Eukaryota, Viridiplantae, Streptophyta, Magnoliopsida, Fabales, Fabaceae.